CCAAUCAAAAUGUUGGUAAUAAAACGUGGGGCACAUAAUAAAACUCUAUAUAUAGAGGUCUAAAUACACCAAAGAAUUACAACUAUCUUUCUUUUGCCUUUUUGUUUUAAAAAAUAUUUCCUUUUGGUUGUUUCAAUUAUGGGUGAAAGCAUUGUUACAAUUAAAAAUACUGAAAAUAAUUAUAAUUAUAAUUAUAAGUAUGAAGAUGCAACAAAUGCAAGUAGAAUUCUUCCAGUUUUAGUCACUCCUCCACAGCAAAUGGUUUCUAAUUCCUGGGGUUGGUUUUCAUGGUACGAGAAAGGGGAAAUCCAUAAGAGAAUGAUUAGGACUUCUGUUAAAUUUCUUCGUUGGAUUGGCUACGAGGAAAUCUUCUCAACACAGGUAUGGAGAGCAUCCAUUGCAGAACUCUUAAGCACAUCAAUCCUAGUAUUCAUGUUCGACAACAUUAUCAUGUCGUCUAAGAUCCACAAUGACACACCCAAUAUUUUGCUUGCUUGUUUCGUUGCUAUCAUCGUAGCCUUCCUUCGCCUUGCAACACACCCAAUUUCCGGUGGCCACAUGAACCCAACAAUAACCAUCUCCGCGACUUUUAUGGGCCUCAUCUCAUUCUCUCGGGCCAUAAUCUACUUAAUAGCCCAAUGUAUCGGGUCCACUCUUGGUGCUUGGGGCCUUCAAGCGAUGGUUAUGGGGUCCAUAACAAAUUCCACGUACUUAUUAGGUGGGUGCACACUUGAAGUUGUUGCUCCAAGCCCAAAUGGGCAUACUACAAUUGGGAUUGAGACAGCCCAAGGAUUAUGGGCUGAAAUCAUUUACACUUUCAUCUUUCUAUUCUCAGUUUGGAUGGCCUUUGAUCAGAAACGGGCCAAGGAAUUGGGCCAAGUAUUAAUGUGCUCAAUUACGGGUAUUGUGGUUGGGCUUACUAUGUACUUGUCCAUGACUGUUACCAUGAAGAAAGGAUAUACUGGUGCAAUUAUUAACCCAGCAAGGUGUAUUGGGCCUGCAAUAGUAAGAGGAGGCCAUCUUUGGAAUGAUCAUUGGGUGUUUUGGGCCGGGCCUAUAAUUGCUUGUGUUUUGUUUUAUUUUUAUAGUUUGCUUCUUCCAAUAGAGAAUUUCAAAGCAAGGACUACUUAAGAGGGUAAUUAGGCCUAUAGCAUUUAUUUGGAGUUUUUUCCUACCACAUUCUUCCUGCCCUCUCUUUGAAGGAGGUGUGAGUAUAUUUUGCAUGUCACCUAUUCUCAACCCUGCGUCUCAGCUAGAUUUUGAGUAUGAUAUACGCUUAUAACAUUUACUAUAUGAAUAUAUAAAGAUGGAACUUGAAAAGAAAGGGUCAAAUUGUUUUUUUAUCCAAUGUAAGGUAAUGGAAAGUAGAAUUUUAUAGGCGGUGAACAUCAAACUCUUGCUAUAAGUAACAAAUUGUUUCAAUAGUCAUUUUGUGAAGGGAGACCUAAUUUUUUUUACUUCUCUUCACCGUUUAUGUAAAAAAGAUAAAUGAAAUAAAAUAUUCAUAUUGUUUACUUA
Amaranthus tricolor (Joseph's coat) is the source of this 1518-nucleotide messenger RNA. RefSeq names its product probable aquaporin PIP1-2. The transcript is spliced from 3 exons. Gene Ontology annotation, cellular component: membrane. Gene Ontology annotation, biological process: transmembrane transport. The record is from RefSeq and is a predicted model, not a curated record. The coding region runs from base 139 to 1131 and encodes 330 amino acids. NCBI's taxonomy places the organism in Eukaryota, Viridiplantae, Streptophyta, Magnoliopsida, Caryophyllales, Amaranthaceae. Gene Ontology annotation, molecular function: channel activity.